AUGUCUUUACAACAACUGGAGGAGCUGUGCCAAGGUGUUGUGAGACGCUACCAGAAUGCUGGCGAGCCAGAGCCUGAGGUCAUCUAUGUUGACCGGGAUUGCUGCAGUCAGUUAGGUGCACCUGCGGUGCUAAAUCUUUUUCGGCCAUGGAAGUCUAUUGUACGGCUAGAUGUCUUCCAUUUCAUGAGAAGAUUCAACUGUGGCCUUACUACAGAGCACCACCCUCUCUAUGGUACCUUUUGUUCAAAACUUUCCUCUUGUAUUUUUGAGUGGGAUCAGGAGGAUGUAAAAGAACUUAAGGCGGCCAAGACAGGGGACUGGAAGAACAGCCAUGGUGGACAGGCUCCCACUGAGAUUAACCACCCCGCGGCACACGCGGCACUUGGAUUAAGCACUGCUUCUGCUGCCGCUCAACCAUCCACAUCUGGUCAGAGGCAGUUGAAUAUGGCCCAGGCAUUUUCCAAGGCGACAAAAUAUAAAAAAGACAGCGACAAAUGGCGAGUGCUAACAGAUAGUGUGACUAGAUAUAUGGUAUUAGGAAUGGUACCCUUCCGCACAGUGGAAAACAGUUCAUUUAAAGAAAUGCUGAAUACUUUCGACAAACAGUACGAGUUGCCUGGGAGAAAGUAUUUUUCUCAAACAGCUGUUCCGGCCUUGUAUAGUAAGGUAAAGGGUGAGGUGCAAAGAGAACUCCAGGAAAUCAGUAAUUUUGCACUGACAACAGAUAUGUGGUCAAGCGUGAAUAUGACCCCAUACAUGAGCCUCACCGUUCACUACCUCACAAAAGACUGGUCACUGAAAUCCAAGUGUUUGGAAACAAGCUACACGCCCGAAAGCCACACAGCGGAACAUUUGUCCGAAUGCCUGCAGUUAGCGUUGUACGACUGGGGUCUGGAUGAAAAUAAGCUGUCGUGUAUCACUACCGAUAAUGGGGCGAACAUUGUUGCUGCAGUAAGGCAAUUAGGAUGGCCGUGGCUAAAUUGUUUUGGCCAUAAUUUGCAUCUGGCUGUUACAAACGGUGUAAACAGUGAAGCUGCCCGAACAGGUCGAGCUCUAGGUCUAUGUCGGUCCCUAGUGAGCGCUUUUUCUCAGAGCUGGAAGAAAAAGAAAGAGCUGAUAAAAGCACAAACAGAACUCCAAAUCCCACAGCACAGCCUUAUUCUGGAUUGUCCGACACGGUGGGGAACAAAACAGAAAAUGGUUGAGAGAAUUUUGGAACAAGAGCAAGCGAUCGCACGUGUCCUGGUCUCAGAUAGAAAGCACCAGCAUCUGAUUCUUAAAUGGCAAGAUAAAGAAGUUUUAACAUCGCUUCAAGAAUCUCUAAAACCUGUGGCUGACUUUACCGACAUUCUAUCUGGGGAACGUUAUGUAACAGUUUCUUCAGUAAAGCCUGUCCUGCAACUGUUGACAUGCGAUCUUUUAAAACCAAAACCAAAUGAAACGGAUCUGACACAAAAUAUAAAACGCAAAAUGUCCAGCGUAAUGGAAGACAAGUACAGUGCCCCAGUCACUCAGGAGCUUUUGGCAAAGUCAUCUUUCCUUGACCCAAGAUACAAAGGCAACGGGGGGGAUGGAUUGGAGGAGACAAGAGAUGUACUCCGGGGAGAAAUUGUAUCAGCUGACGAGGGAAACGGAGGCGGAGUUAGUGGUGCUUCGGAGGCUGCUACUGCUGGAGACGAUCCGGGAGAGGUCUGUGCACCACCCCCUUCCAAGAAGAGAAAUCUUGGAGAUCUCCUUAGUAAACGGAGGUCUGAAAUCUCUGCACCUUUACCGAUCAGAGCGCGCGCUGACGCGGAGUUAACACGCUAUCAACAGGAACAAACAAUUGACUCCACGGCUGAUCCACUAGCAUGGUGGAGAGACAAUGAAACCCGCUAUCCGCUCUUAGCAAAAUUGGCACGUAAAUACAUGUGUAUUUGUGCUACAAGCACAGCAUCAGAGCGAGUUUUUAGCACAGCUGGUAACAUAGUCACUUCUGUCAGAUCGUCACUAAAACCAAGUAAAGUGAACAUGUUGGUGUUCCUGUCACGGAACUUGGAAGUCAAGAAAGAUUAG
Messenger RNA from Paramisgurnus dabryanus, 2055 nucleotides. Lineage: Eukaryota; Metazoa; Chordata; Actinopteri; Cypriniformes; Cobitidae. The record is from RefSeq and is a predicted model, not a curated record.